Messenger RNA from Coprinopsis cinerea okayama7#130, 477 nucleotides. RefSeq lists its product as hypothetical. The transcript is spliced from 4 exons. Lineage: Eukaryota; Fungi; Basidiomycota; Agaricomycetes; Agaricales; Psathyrellaceae. The record is from RefSeq and is a predicted model, not a curated record. Bases 1 to 477 code for a protein of 158 amino acids.
AUGCAGCGUGCUGAAGGUCAAGGAUACCAAGACGACGCCGAAGAGGCUCAUGCAACCUUCAGAUCCGAGGUAGCAUCAUUCUUCGAAUCUCCUAUCAGCACCAUCUUGGCCUCUGUCAAGGAGCAGAUCCUGUCCGCUCACCGACCUAUCCACUCGAUCUUCCUAGUUGGCGGCUUCGCAGCUAGCGACUACCUCUACACUCAACUGGACGACCUGUCUGCUCUCGGCUUGACGGUACUUCGCCCCGACAUCGCUGACGGUGCUCUCUCUUUCUACCUCGACCACCGCGUCGUCUCCCGUGUCUCUCGAUUCACCUAUGGCGUCAACUGCCACGUACCCUACAACCCACGCGACGAGGAACACCAAAUCCGCUCCAUCACCAGCUGGUUCUCUGCUUCUGGCAACCGUCGCCUACCAGGUUUCUUCAGUGUUAUCCUCCCCAAGGUACUUUUACAUCUCUUUGGAUGGAAAGGAUGA